Sander lucioperca (pikeperch) is the source of this 2057-nucleotide messenger RNA. Its product is annotated as trichohyalin. The record is from RefSeq and is a predicted model, not a curated record. Lineage: Eukaryota; Metazoa; Chordata; Actinopteri; Perciformes; Percidae. The transcript is spliced from 7 exons. The coding region runs from base 141 to 956 and encodes 271 amino acids.
UGCAACUGAAAGUGAACAGCAUUACCUCCGUUUUGCCAGAUUCCCAGCCAAGUUAAACUACACGUCAGUAGGAAACCUGUACUGGUGACUGGACGUGUGCAGUGCGCGUCAGGCGGUUCCCGGAUGCACCAAACAGAAACAUGGAACGGGUAGUGGUGGAAGUGCCGAUCAACAACGGUUUUUCUCUUGCCGGCCCCUCCACAACCCCACGAAAGCGUCAGGUGCGUUUUUCGGCACGGCAUGACAUCAUCCUUCUGAGGGAGGUUAUCGCCCAGAACCCCUUUGCCUCCAAAGAGCCAGGACGGAUCUGGGCCCGUGUGGGGGAGAUCAUCACUGCAGCCCUUCAAGAUGAAAACUUUGAGGUGGAUGCCAGGAGGUGCAGGGAGAGGACCAUGCUUUUGCUGGACUACUACAAGAAACAAGACUUUCCCAGUCUGCGCAGAUUUGGAACAGAGAGGUUGUACGCCCAAAAGGAAGAUCUGCUCCAUGAGGUUUUGGAGCUGGAGGCUGAGAAGGGGCUUCUAGCCAGCGGGGAAAACACAAAGUACCAGGAUGAUGAACUGAGAAAGCGAGCCAUAGAAGAACUAAGUCUACCAGAGCAGGACAAACCCAACAUCACCAUCACACAACCCACUGCAGCAGAACCAGAGGAAGACCGUGAGGAAAUGGCACAGCUUUCAGCGGCGCCCAUGGCCAAGCAGCCCUGCCAGUGCUGCUGCCAGACCUACUCUGAGAUUCUCAGCUUCCUGGAGAAACGCUCAGAGGCGGAGCAACGGCUACGAGAGGAGGAACUUGCCCUGCGCCGGGAAGAGCUGGAGAUUCAAAGGAGUAAGAUCGCUCUGGAGAGGGAACGUCUGGGAGCUGAGAGAAAAGAGAGGGAACGGAGAUUUGAGCUGGAGAGCCAAGAGAGGCAGGUCAUCUUGGAUCUGCUAAAAGAAAAGGUGCUGAAAAGCUGAAAACUGUAUCACCCGCAAUUUAAUGCCAUCUUUUAAAGCAUGAAAUCGGGAAACAACAUAGUUGACCGCUUAAACGAGGAAGGAAACCAAGGAAACAGGAAGUAAAAAGAUCAAUGGUUGUAGGGUGUUACAUGCAGGUUAUUGUAAAAUAACUAAACAAAAUGGAGGGCGGUAAGCAGUUGCCACAACAGCCAAACAAAUGAGUAAUGUUAGGAGUGUCUGGGUGUAUGCAGGCAUGUAUUGUGUGUGUGGUGCACAAAGUACCAAAAAUACAUUAACCUGCAGACAGUGUUUAAAAGCUGCAAUAAUUUCCUAAACCAGCUGCACAAAGCUGACCCAUAUAGAUCCCAGUAGACACCUCAUGGCACAGUCUGAAUGGGGAUUUAAAAGUGCUGCAAUUGCUGGAGUGUCACCUAAGAAAUGGUAUGCAGAAAAGGGUGUGUGUGCGGUGUCUUAGGUGUGGUCAUUGACCAAGCCAAAACUGGAAGACAUGCAGGAUCACUGUUGCACCAAUUAGUCCUGUUCACACCAAGGGACACCAUUAUUUGUGGUGCCAGGGUGAAAGAAAUCGAGGAACAACUAAGAAAAGAUGUAUCUUCAAGUAGUUCACAAUAAAGUUAUGGUGCAGCUCAAGCUUUUGAAAACCCUGUAGCAUUUACCAUAUUAAUGGCUUCACACAUGCUAGAUUCAGCCACUUGUUUUUCAAUUAGAAUUUUUUUUUAAUUAAAAUAGAAGUAAAACUAUAUUUUACUGACUGUGAAUCCACUGUACAGAGAGCACUUUUGUACUGCAAAUGAUACAAGCCAUUACGUGGGUGUCCAUAUUCUAUAGAUUAUACAGAAACAACUUUUUUUUAACUGAUGUUAGUGUCACAACUGUUGUACACUAAUUUUGCUAUAAGAUAGUUAUUAGUCAAAUGUAUGUCCUCAGUUUAAUUUGUUGUACCCAGAUACAGUUAACUGUCAUUGGUUAAAGUUACAAUAUCACAUUAACAUGGAAUUCAAGACAGGACACUUUUUAUUACAUGUUCCACUGAUUUAUUCAACACAUUCUCACUCCCAUCUCGUAAAAUACGGAUGCUUGGUCAGGUGCCUUUGGCGU